Molecule: messenger RNA, 2547 nt
Organism: Paramormyrops kingsleyae
Lineage: Eukaryota; Metazoa; Chordata; Actinopteri; Osteoglossiformes; Mormyridae
Gene: synpra
Product: synaptoporin a
Cellular component (GO): synaptic vesicle membrane; synaptic vesicle
Source: RefSeq, a predicted model, not a curated record
ACUUUGAGCCUGAUACACCGUCUGGGGUGACGAUGUUCUCGUGCCUCUUUGCCUUUGACUUGAUGGUGCACAUAUUUCACUGCACACGACAGCGACAAAUAAUACAGCGACAGUGAUCGAUGUUUUGCGAUUGCGAAAUGCGGGGACCGCCGUUCAUGUCCACGACGCCCAUCCCAGCGCGUCUCCGCGGUGCCGAGCCCCCGGCGUGCGCCUCUUUCCGUGCGGGGAGCUAUUAGAGCCGCCAGUCCGCCUUCGCGCCCGCCGCUCGCAGUCACUUGGUUUGGCUUAACCUCGUUAACCAGUUUACCUAUCGCUCAACAGCACGUAAUAUACCAUAAAACAUAUAGCGUUGAAAAUCAAGGUUUGAAAAAAUGGAUACUGCUGACCAGAUCGUGUCUGUUGGAACAUUUCGGGUAUUAAAAUUACCCCUUGGAUUUAUACGCGUGUUGGAAUGGCUCUUCGCCAUUUUUGCCUUUGCGACAUGUGGCGGAUAUUCCGGCCAGCUGCGGGUUAGCGUGGACUGCGUCAACAAAACGGACAGCAACCUCAGCAUCGCCGUGAACUUCGCCUACCCCUUCAGGUUGUACCAAACCUACUUCGAUGUCCCAGUGUGUGACGGCAAAACUCGGGAGCGCCUCUUCCUCAUUGGGGACUACUCUUCUUCAGCCGAGUUCUUCGUCACUGUCGCUGUCUUCGCCUUCCUGUACUCUCUGCUGGCCACAGUGGUCUACAUCUUCUUCCAGAACAAGUAUCGUGAGAACAACAGGGGACCUCUCAUUGAUUUCAUCGUGACUGUGAUCUUCUCCUUCAUGUGGCUGGUCAGCUCCUCUGCCUGGGCUAAGGGGCUUUCAGAUGUCAAGGUGGCAACGGACCCAGACGAGGUCUUGUUGCUGAUAUCGGCCUGUAAGGUGCAGGCUAACAAGUGCAAAUCUGUGCAUGGCCCCAUCUGGUCAGGCCUGAACACCUCUGUGGUCUUUGGCUUCCUAAACUUCGUCCUCUGGGCUGGGAACAUCUGGUUUGUCUUCAAAGAGACCGGAUGGCACAAGUCGAGCCAGAGGUACCCGCCUGACUCCUCGGAGAAGCGGCACAGUGGCUUCACCCAGCAGCCCUACAACCAAGGCAGCUGUGAGCAGGGCAACUUUAACCAAUCAGGGGGCUUCGGCACUCAGGGGGACCUGGGCCAGCAGGUGACUUAUGGCCAAGUGUACGACUAUGCCACUCAUGGGUCCACCUCAUUGGCUAAUCAGAUGUAACCAUGGUGAUCUAGUCACCCCAUCGGUGCAAGUUCAGUGCAAGGAGCUGGUAUGUGUGACAUGGCAAAGUGGCAACGAGCGUAGCCUGUUCUGAAGCCUGAUGCAUGAUUUAUGGGUCGAGGAAGAGUUUGGCUUCAGUGACGGCAUUUUGGCGGGUAGCGGGACAGGCAGCGUGUGCCAGCUAUUGACAAGUGUUGUACAAAGUCACAGAUAGACGCAUUCCGUCAUUAAAGGUUUCCUCUCGUUUUUUCUAUCUGUUGUGUUGACCAUGGUUCACACUCUCCAUCGCCAGGUCAUGUUGACUCAUGGUAGGGCUGUGCCACUGACCUUUCAAUGGUAAAUAUUUCUCAAACUGAUUUGCACUCUCGUGAAGGAUAAUGUGGUCAUUUGUUUAUCUGUUGAGGAAUAUUAUAUUGUAAUACGUGCAUGACUGUGGUGUUUAACAUGCCUGUUUGUGUAGAUUAAAAUUAAAUUAUAUUUAGUUUAUAUAUCUGAACAAGUUUUAAAUAUCUGAAACUUUAAAGAAUCAACUCAGGCUCAUUUUGAAAAUGGGCUAUGCAAAAAAAAAAUUCUUUAUUGUUAAACUUAGUGUAACUUUUAACCAGAUACAUAUUAAUACAUUUAAAAUAGUAUUUAAAUAUAUCUGAUCUUAAUAUUAAUGCAUUUAAAAGAAUUUUUGCCUGGAUAUUUGCCUAUAUAACACAAAAUAUCUUUCUGUGGGAUUAAAAAUUCUGCUAUUGUUAUGAAGACCUGUAAGUGAAAAUGUUCUGUUUGUUUACGGGUCCUUUUCUAUAUGUAUUCUUACAUGAGAAAUGUAAAACAAGGCUGUGAAGACGGGCUGCAUUUUUCUGUCAAGUUUGCUACCAAUAUGUUGUGAUUGUGGACAGCGAAUCACAGCAGUGCGGUAGCUGCUGCACGCAUCUGCACGUCAUGGUCCCUAUCCAAGCUUGAUGUAUCCCUGCCACUUUGUACACCACUUGCUCCUUGGUGCCCCCUGCUGACUGAUUUUAUUUGUAAUAUUUCUAAAUCCAUUAAUUGGGUUUAUAUGCAUUUUAAAAGGUCUGUAAUCUCAACAGACAUCAAAAGAGAUAUUUUAAAGGGACUAUUUCUUAACUUUGCUAUGUUGUGUCUUGAUAUUCAAAGCAUGUAACUUAUUUUGCCUGGGAAAAAUGCGUGUUAUUAAUGUUAAAAUGUUCAUGUGAAAUUGUUGGAGUCCAUAUACUUAUUGUAAUCUGUACACGAUUACCAAGUGUGAAUGGUGUUGUAUGUGAAUUUGCAGUGGUGACAAUUAAAA